This is a messenger RNA of Coregonus sp. 'balchen', 5305 nucleotides long. The record is from the annotation of a GenBank genome assembly. NCBI's taxonomy places the organism in Eukaryota, Metazoa, Chordata, Actinopteri, Salmoniformes, Salmonidae.
AUGAACGCGCAACUGUCCAUGGAGAGCCUCGGCGACCUGAGCCAUGAGUCUGUGGCCGGUCCAGGAGAGCUGCUAGUUGGCCACAGCCCUCACCCCCGCCCGGGUGGGGGCCGAGGGUUGGCGCACCGCUCCAUGGGCAUGACGAGCCUGCUAGACGGGGGAGAAUACCACUCCCAUCACGGACACAACACUGGACACCCCGGCCAUCACCUGCACCCCGCCAUGAGUAUGUGCGAGACCCCCCCUGGAAUGAGCGCGAGCACCUACACCACCCUCACACCUCUCCAGCCCCCCCUACCCCCCAUCUCCACUGUGGCAGACAAGUUCUCUCAUCAUCACCAUCAUCAUCAUCCUCACCACCAUCCUCAUCAUCCUCAUAAUCAUCAUCAGCGACUCCCCGGUAAUGUCACCGGCAGCUUUACGUUUAUGAGGGAUGAGAGGGGGCUGGCACCGAUCAACAACCUCUACUCCCCCUACCACCACAAAGACGCCCCUGGGAUGGGACAGAGCCUCUCCCCACUGUCUGGCUCUGGCCUGGCCGGCCUACACAGCUCCCAGGCCGGCCUGCCUCCCUAUGCCCACCCCGGGGUCUCAGCCUCCAUGCCGGGGGAGAAGAUGCAGCUGACUCCCGGCGGGUUCGAGGCUCAUCACCCCACCAUGCUGGCCAGACACGCCGACCAGCACCUCACCUCCUCGGGGAACAUGCUCCAUAUCAAUGGCCUCCAUCACCACCACCCCCAUGCCCACCUCGGAGCCUCGGGGCACGUCCUGGGCCACGGGAACCCCCGGGACAACAACAGCCAGAGCCAGGCCUCCGGGCCCGGGGUUCAAGUCCACGGGGUUGGUGGUGGUGGUGGCGGUACCGGGGGCAGUUCGACGGGUCAAAUGGAAGAAGUAAACACCAAAGAAGUAGCUCAGAGGAUCACCACAGAGCUGAAGCGUUACUCCAUCCCCCAGGCUAUCUUCGCCCAGAGGGUGUUGUGUCGGUCCCAGGGAACCCUGUCAGACCUGCUCCGGAACCCCAAGCCCUGGUCCAAGCUCAAGUCCGGCCGGGAGACCUUCCGCCGGAUGUGGAAGUGGCUGCAGGAGCCUGAGUUCACACGCAUGAGCGCGCUCAGGCUCGCAGGUGAGCGAACCCUCGGUAAUACCCCCUUCCUUUUUUAUUUCUCUUUCUCUCUCCCUAUACUCUUUAUCUAUAGGCGUUAUUUAAGAUUGUUUGGUGCUCGUCAUUGGAACAGUAGGCCUAUUGUCUGCAGCUGUCUUGAAUCUGACAGUGGAGUAGCCAGUGGUGUGACAGAACUGAAACCUCCCUCUGGAAUUCCCUGCAGUUGAAUUCACCAUUGUCUUUGUUGAAAUCUCUCUCUCUUGGCUUUUUCCAUUCUAUAAGAUAAGGGCCCAUGUGUCUAUUCACGCGUGCGUGUGUCUGUGUGUCUUUGUGUGUGUGUGUGUGUGUGUGUGUUGGUAAAGCGAUAUGGUACCAGAAUGGGCUUAUUUUGGCCACCGGGUUGUAGAUGCCAGCAGCAUCUAUCUCAUCAGCUUUGUGUUGUUACCAACAGAGUCCACGCGAGUCCAUGUAAACAGAGUCCACGCGCGGGAGAAUAAGAAUCAAGUUCUAAAAAAGCUUUUUAUGUCAUGAAAAUAUUAAUUUGCUGCCAGCACAUAUAGUGACAUCCUCAAGCUGUGUGUUUAGGGGCUGAGGGAUGGAACAUCUGCGGAAAAUAGUAUAAUAUAACAACAAUAGAAUAUAAUAGAAGAGAACACAAUAUUUCCCAGUAUCAAUAUGACCAUUGUUUUAAAUCUUGAGGAAAGCUUAUGGAAGCUGUGUCUUUGGCUGCGUUGACGCACUUAUUGUGUUUCAGUGAGUGUGUGUUUUUGUCUUGGAGCUAAACUCAUUAAGGAGGCGUGAUGCGGGGCUGACUGGGUUUGUGGUAAUUAACUGAUAGAUAGCUCUCUAUUAAUUUGUCCCCGAAGACCCGAGUCAAUCCGCCUGAACCGUUCUAGCGGACACACACACACACACGGAGCCACGCAGUCGGAAGCAUACAAAGGAAUUGCUUUUAUUUCUAAUCAAUGACGCGCUGAGGCGGAUGGGUUUUUGGCUUGUGAAAAGUGUGAGGCGCUACGCUGCUGAAAGUGUGUUAAAUCGCCAUUGAUUAUUUGCAGUGUGUGUGUGUGUGUGUGUGUGUGUGUGUCAUCAACAGUCUUGCAUAGCAAACCAUAUAGAUACCAUAUCAUAUAUAUAUAUAUACAUGUUAUUGUUUUUGUGACUUAAAUAAACGAAUAAAUAUGUUGCAGCGCAAACGCAACUCUUGAUCUUUCGAUGCAGGUGAUUCAAUAUCAGGGUAUUCCUUAUAAUACGUCUGUUGACGCACGCCAAACACAUUUGUAUUGAACCAUUAUAAUUAGAACCAAUAAUCCCUUCCAUCUCGUGAGCUAAGGGAAAACACUAUCAUUCAGAACAGAAAAAAUAAUUACUUUUCCCGGAAUUGUUUUCAGUGAAUUCAUGAAUGUUAGGCAGUACGCUUGUGCUGUUCUAUUUAGGCCUGCCAUGCAUUUAUGAAAGUAAAAAGUAAAAUAACAUAUUUUUGAUUAGGCAUAUCGUGUUCUCUGAGUGGGGAGAUUAUUUUGGCAGUGUCUCCCUCUUAAUUUUAUUUAUAUAUAUUACAACUUCGAACUGAAUCAUAAAGGCUUCAUUGUGAAAUAUGUCUCAUAAUAAUAAUAGCGCUUCAGAUUCUGGAAAUGUAAAAUGUCUGUAAACAGGAGAAGGAAGCCGGUGCAGGACCAUAUAUCGAUCGGUUCUUGGGUGAAAUGUGUGUGUGAUCGGCCUACUAAGAACUAAAAUAGAAGAUUGAUAUUGAUUAUUGAAAUUUGGCUUAUUCCAUUUUCCCAUGUUACAUCAUGUAUUCCUGGCAGUUUUUCUCAUGUAGCCAAGGCCUAUGCCUGCCGGUAGACUAGGCCUACUCAUAUCAUUAGCCUAUUUCAUCUUGAAUUGACCGAUGUUUUCAUGAAUUGGAAAUGUAAUGUAUUACAUGUGAAUUGGGUUUAAAAUAAUCGAGGAUAAUGCAGCCAAAACGUAUUUCCAUUGUGGUCCUUUGCUUUUGGCAAGGUUGUUGUUGAGAAGUUGCGUGUAUAGUUCCCUAAAUAACUAAUAAUAAUAAUAUAUUCUAGACCUAUACACACCCUCACAUACUCAACAAUUAACCAGGCCUAUAUUAAUUUAGCAGAAAAUACAGAAAAAAGCGUUUUGUUAAAGCAAUUGUAAACAAUUGUAAACAUGAAGGCCUAAUAUUGCACCUGCCCGAUAAUUAAUCUCAAGCAUUGAUUCUGACAUUACCAUUUUGUUUGUUAGAAAUUCGUUAAAAUUUAGGCCUAUUAUUUUCCAGUUUGGUAAGUUUGUGCGUUAGUAUUUUAAUAACAUGUUAUUGAACAUAUUUGGAAUAGGCCUAAUUAAAAAACUUGGCAAGCUGAGUGAAUCAGCUCUUUGAUUAGGAAAAGGGGCUAUUCAUACAUUUUAUUUAUUUAUUUUAAACACACACACACACACACCGCUGCUGCGGGUACACGAGUGUGUGCAGUCACGCCAUUGUUAGGCUACCUCAGUGUGGAGUUAUCUGCUUAAUGAUUGUCAGACAAGCAGAGCUGUGUGUGUGUUUGUGUGUGGGACCAGGGUGAUAACGAGCCUGGGAAAGCUCCCAACCUGUCCGACUACUUGUCUAUCUGCACAGCGCGGUGGCUGCUGGGGUGUUACUGUGGCCUUCAGCAGGUUGAUUUAUAGCGCAGUAGAUAGGCUAGAGCUCCACACACACACACACACACACACACACACACACACACACAAACAGCAGAUAGGAUGCCAGCUCAACUCCACACGGAGCCGUAGCUCUCUGUUAAUGGUUAUCUAGUGGUGUCUCUACCUAACUUGGCUACUACUGCUGCUAUCACAGAACACACACAGGCCUUUCUGUGAUUAGUUCAUUUCAUAGACUGAAAUAUGACACAUCAACAACACGCACCUGGCAUGCAGAUCCAUCUUGCUUUAAAACAUUUUUUAUUUAACCUUUAUUUAACCAGGUAAGCCAGUUGAGAACAAGUUCUCGUUUAUAACUGCGACCUGGCCAAGAUAAAGCAAAGCAGUGCGAUAAAAACAACAACAACACAGAGUUACAUAUGGGAUAAACAAAAUGUACAGUCAAAAAUACAAUAGAAAAUCUAUAUACAGUGUGUGCAAAUGUAGUAAGUUAUGGAGGUAAGGCAAUAAAUAGGCCAUAGUGCAAAAAUAAUUACAAUUUAGUAUUAACACUGGAGUGAUAGAUGUGCAGAAAAUGAUGUGCAAAUAGAGAUACUGGGGUGCAAAUGAGCAAAAUAAAUAACAAUAUGGGGAUGAGGUAGUUGGGUGGGCUAAUUACAGAUGGGCUGUGUACAGGUGCAGUGAUCGGUAAGCUGCUCUGACAACUGAUGCUUAAAUUAGUGUUUUGCAUUCAUUUGUCCGAUGGUAGUGAAAUACACUUGGUCUAAGAAAAUAUGUUCUAAGAACUAUAUUAUAUUAUAUCUAUCCGGGACAGUGACUGUCAAGCCGAUGUCCUCCAGCUAAGUAAAAAUGAAUGGCUCUUGGUCGAAUUCAGCGCUGCUACAGCUGUUUGGCAGCUCACUACUGCCCUCUAUCGAUAAUGUAUCGAUAUGCAGGGAGAGGCCCACUUACCGUGUGCUCCAGCACAACUGUCAGCAGCCAUUGUUUUCAGCUGUGCGCUUCCUCUGUGUGGCUUAUUAUGAGGCUACCCGUGUGUGUUAUAUUCCACUGUAUAGAUGAUUGUGUGCUGUAGCCUAUUGUUCUCAUACAGUGUUGUAUACCUUGUCAAUGUUGUUAUAAUAUAGUGUGUUAUAACAUCUCUCUUUCUCUCCCCACCCCUCUACCCCUGCCGUAGCGUGUAAGCGCAAGGACCAGGACCAGGGCCAUGGCCACUGUAAAGUUGGUGGUGACCGUGACGGCAGCGGUGGUGGCAGCGGUGGCAGCAGUGGCGGCAACCACAGCGGCGGCAACCACAGCAGCAAUAGUGGCCACUCCAAGAAGCCUCGGCUGGUGUUUACCGACGUCCAGAGAAGAACCCUCCACGCCAUCUUCAAGGAGAACAAGCGUCCGUCCAAGGAGCUUCAGAUCACCAUCAGCCAGCAGCUGGGCUUGGAGUUGACCACCGUCUCAAAUUUCUUCAUGAACGCACGCCGACGCAGCCUCGACAAGUGGCUCGACGAAAACGGAGGCUCCUCCCACUCCGCUAAUUCCUCCUCCUCCACCUGCAGCAAAGCCUGA